Messenger RNA from Durio zibethinus, 2091 nucleotides. RefSeq names its product putative carboxylesterase 2. NCBI's taxonomy places the organism in Eukaryota, Viridiplantae, Streptophyta, Magnoliopsida, Malvales, Malvaceae. The record is from RefSeq and is a predicted model, not a curated record. Gene Ontology annotation, molecular function: hydrolase activity.
AGAAGUGGACGGUUGAAAGUGGACACUGAAAAAAAUUAUUAUAAAACUCUAACUUGGUCUUAAGGUCAGUGGCAAUGAACUCCUGAUGUUGCUGGUUGGUUGAAUUAAAAUAAUCGUAUAAAAUCACGUGAUUGUGAUCGCGGUCCACGAUGAACUUCCACAGGAUACAAAGGAUGUUGGGUUUUUUUUAUCGAGCUUGUUGCGCCUAAUCUCUCCAUGUACAAUAUAUAAUAAGCAAAGUAUAUUUGUCUUGUUAAAAAGCCAUAGCUGACUUUAGCUGUUUUAAAUCGCCCAGUCUUUUGUUUAAGCAUUUCCUCUUUGUUUUUUCCCUUACAUAGAUCUCCCGGUAUUUCAGUUUUUCUCUUUACAGUUUCCUCUCUCUCUCUCUCUUACACAAAGACAUGGGUUCUAACGCUUCAGAAGUUGCUCUUGAUUUGUUUCCCUACCUUAAAGUAUACAAAGACGGAACCCUUGAGAGAAUCGCCGGAGUUGAAGUAGUUCCCCCUGGACUUGAUCCUGAAACUAACGUUUUAUCCAAAGAUAUCGUGAUCAUACCCGAAACCGGCGUCUCAGCCAGGAUUUACGGACCCAACUUGCCUAGUAAAGAUCAAAAGCUACCUCUUGUAGUUUAUUUUCAUGGUGGAGCCUUUUGUGUAGCAUCGCCAGCCUUUCCAAAUUACCAUACCAGCCUCAACAAGCUCGUUGCUGAGGCUAACGUCAUAGCUCUUUCAGUCGACUACAGGUUAGUCCCGGAGCAUCCUCUUCCUAUUGCAUAUGAAGAUUCUUGGGCUGCACUUCAAUGGAUAGCUUCCCAUAAGGAGGAAGAUGGCAACCAUGAGGCUUGGAUCAAGGAUGAUGUUGACCUUGAUCAGGUGCUUUUGGUUGGUGAUAGUGCUGGGGCAAAUAUUGGACACCACUUGGCUUUGCGGAUCAAGGAAUCGGAUCUGGGUCAGAACUUGAAGAUUCUUGGUAUUGGUAUGAUCCAUCCCUACUUUUGGGGAACAAACCCUAUUGGAUCAGAGGUUACUGAUAGGUUCAGGAAAGAAUUAGUCGAUAAGUGGUGGCUAUACGUUUGUCCAUCUGAUAAAGGGUGUGAUGAUCCGCUAAUCAACCCGUUUGUGGAUGGAUCCCCUGAUCUUUCACGCUUGGCAUGUGAUAGAAUCCUUGUUAUUGUUGCAGAGAAGGAUAUACUCAAGGAUAGAGGGAGGUUUUAUUAUGAUAAAUUGGUGAAAUCUGGGUGGAAGGGAAAGGCAGAGAUUAUGGAGACAGAAGGUGAGGAUCAUGUUUUCCAUAUCUUUAACCCUGACUGCGACAAGGCCAAGAGCUUGAUCAAACGCUUGGCUUCUUUCCUAAACCAAGGGAAGGCAGCUGUUGAGUGAAAGUGUGAAAAAUAUGGGGUUAUCCUGUAAUAAAAUAAGUUCAAGUGCGAUUGAUAUCUAGCUAGAUUCCCAUCCCAAGUACCCGUUUGCCAAGAUUUGUUUUCCAUUAAUCAUGAUAAAUUAAAGUACUUUUUUAAUGGUCUGUGUCCUACAUGCGACAUGAUUUCAUUUUCUCUCUUCUUUUUCUAAGAUUUGCUCACUCUAGAAUGAUUUAAUUGGCAUGAAGGAUAAUCAAUCAUGCUCACUCUAGAAUGAUUUAAUUGGCAUGAAGGAUAAUCAAUCAUUUUCAAAGAUAGUACCCCUGUUGCUCAACCCAUCAUGACGUGAGUUCUUGAGCAAGAAAUUCGAAUGCAAAUCAGGCAACCGGCACUUGUUAAGCUUGCCUUUCCUUUUUAAAAGAUUUUAUCUAGCCCUUCAAAAUGAAGAAUCUGACAACACUGAAAAUAAUUAUAGACACAUUAAACAAGCUAAACUGCGAAAUGAAGAAUCUCAAAACCUGCCGAAAAGCAAGUUAAACAAACUAAAACAACAUCCUCACACUCCCACGUAUGCACAGAGAGAGAGAGAGAGAGAGAGAGAAACAAUCAUCACAGUUUUAUUGAGGCAACUUGAUAGUCACUUUGAAUUUUCGCAAAGAUGAAGACGGUGCACUUAACCAACAAUCUAUAGUAUCCAUGUAGAUGCAACUAGUGAACUUUAAAAGAGUAUAUAG